Messenger RNA from Cuscuta campestris, 2358 nucleotides. NCBI's taxonomy places the organism in Eukaryota, Viridiplantae, Streptophyta, Magnoliopsida, Solanales, Convolvulaceae. The record is from the annotation of a GenBank genome assembly.
GCACCACUAUUGGCGCCAAAAUGGGGCGGGGGUUUCUGGAUAUAUUCCCUCCCAAAAUCAAUCAAUUACUCCCCCAUCAUCAAAACCCUCCCACUCCUCAUCCUCCAUCUCCUAUACUAACCAAUCCAGCAUCUCAUUCCCGCAACCAUUCAUCAAUGGUUGUUGUGAAAGAAUCCGCAGAAGAAGUGGAGCACUUUCCACAGGAGGAAGAGGACAAGUCAGAAGAAGCUGAAUCCGGAGAAGAAGAAGAAGAACAGGAGGAGGAUGAUGCGGAGGAGGAGGAAGGCUCCGAGAAACCCGAAGAAGAAGAAGAAGAAGAAGUAAAGGGGGGAGAGACGAGAGAUCUGAAGGAGAAGAAGGGCAAAAGGAUUUUGGAACCUUCAACCCCGGUAACACCCAGCUCCAGUUCCUUGAGGCCCACCAGGGAGAGGAAGAGUGUGGACCGCUUUUAUGCGGGUUCUUCUCCGGUUUCUUCUGCCGCUAAACCUCUCUCCAUUCAGAAGGGUCCAGGAAUGCAGCUUAGGGACAUCCCAAAUGUAGCUUAUAAAUUGUCCAAGAGGAAACCUGAUGAAAACCUACAGAUACUCCACAACAUUCUUUAUGGAAAGAAAGCAAAGGCACGUAUUUUGAAGAAAAAUAUAGGUCAAUUUUCUGGAUAUGCGUGGGCUGAAGAUGAGCUUGAAAAGCAGAGGGGAAGGCUCCGGGAUAAGUUUGACAAGUGCGUCAAAGACAAAUUGCUGGAUUUUUGUGAUCUCCUUAAUGUUCCCGCUUAUAAAUCUUCAACGAAGAAGGAAGAGCUCACUCUGAAGCUGUUGGAAUUUUUGGAAUCUCCUCAUAUCACAACUGAUAAGUUGCUCGCUGAUAAGGAAAAGAAAAGAAAAAAUCAACGAGGCAAGGUCACAAAAACUAAACGGUCCAUAGAUGCAACUGCAGAUAUCCCAGCAAAGAAACCUGAAGGCAAAGCAGGAAGGAAACGGAAGCAAUCAUCAGAGAGAGAAGAUGCUGAGAGUAGCCCCCCUAGGAGUGAGUCUGAGGAGGAGGAUUGUGACGAUGCAAAUGAUAAAAAGGAUCAGAAAGAGACUAUUUCUGAGGAUGACGACAUGGAGCUAGAGGGUGGAGAAGAAUACUCCAAGGAAAAAAAAAGAAAAAAUCAACGAGGCAAGGUAACAAAAAGUAAACGCCUCACAGAUGCAACUGCAGAUAGCCCAGCAAAGCAGAAACCUGAAGGCAAAGCAGGAAGGAAACAGAAGCAAUCAUCAGAGAGAGAAGAUGCUAAGAGUAGCCCCCCUAGGAGUGAGUCUGAGGAGGAGGAUGAUGACGAUGCAAAUGAUAAAAAGGAUCAGAAAGAGACUAUUCCUGAGGACGAUGACAUGGAGCUUGAGGGUGCAGAAGAAUCCUCCAAGGAAAAGAAAAGAAAAAAUCAACGAGGCAAGGUUACAAAAACUAAACGCUCCAUAGAUGCAACUGCAGAUAGCCCAGCUAAGAAACCUGAAGGCAAAGCAGGAAGGAAACGGAAGCAAUCAUCAGAGAGAGAAGACGCUGAGAGUAGCCCCCCUAGCAGUGAGUCUGAGGAGGAGGAUGAUGUUGAUGCAAAUGAUAAAAAGAACCAGAAAGAGACUAUUUGUGAGGACAAUGACAUGGAGGUAGAGGGUGCAGAAGAAUCCUCCGAGGAAGAUCAUAACUCUCCAAUGAAAGAUUAUGGGACUUCAACCCAGCAUAAGGAUAUCUCUGUCAAACCCUCCAAAAUCUCAGAUACGCCUACCAAAGAAUCUUCCGGUUCAACUUUGAAGAGAGGUGAUGAUCCAUCAACUAAUCCCGAGGUAGAAAUCUCUAAGAGACAAAAGACUGCUACUGAUAGCGGAGGGGAAGACAAAAAUGCAUCUGCAGCUGAAGAGGCUUCUCAUAAGAGGAAGUUGUCAGGGAAAGAGAAAAAUGCAAAGGUUGAAAAACCAGAGCCCAGCAAAGAAGAGAUAUACGCCGCUGCUGUAGACAUUCUGAAAGGUGCAAAUUUUGACACUGCAACUCUAAAUGACAUAAUCCGGCAACUAGGGUGCCAAUUUGGAGUGGACUUUAAGGCCAGAAAAGCAGAGGUGAAGGCUAUUAUUACAGAAGCCAUAAAUGACAUGAGUGGUGAUGAAGAAGACGAGGAGGAUGUGGAUGACGAAAGUGCAGAGCUCAAGCCAUAACAUUAAUCGAAUCAUCAAUGGGAAUCAUUAAUCACAGCAACUGGCUAUGCUUCUGGUUGGGAUCCUUGAAAUGGUAUUUGUGAUGUGUUUGCAUGAAAUGCUCAGUUUGACUCUCAUCUAAGCUUUUAGCAUGUAUAUGCUCUUCUUGAGUGUCUAGUUUUUUAGUGUAGCC